Cylicostephanus goldi is the source of this 498-nucleotide messenger RNA. The record is from the annotation of a GenBank genome assembly. NCBI's taxonomy places the organism in Eukaryota, Metazoa, Nematoda, Chromadorea, Rhabditida, Strongylidae.
AUGCUCGCGCAAAUAUGGAUGGCUCUAAAACUAGGAUGUCUUCAACAUUUAUGUAUGGAUACUCGUUCGAUGAAUAAAAACACAACACAUUACUCAACAAAGGCAUCGAUUUACUAUAACUCUGUAAUAAAAGUCUACCUACAGUGCGACCACCAAUGUCAUGACGAAGUAGCACGAUCCAGCAAUGAGCAAAAGGAGUACGGAAUGAAUCAGGUUUUUUCUUCGCCCGAUCUAUCGCGCUACGAAAAAGAACUUGGAAUGUUGUGCUCCUUCCAGACGUGCUACCUUCAAUGCAUGAUCCCCAUCGUCGACGAGGUAUGUGCGCCUGACAUGAGUCACAAAACUGUGGAUUUGGUGCGAUCCUUCAUUCAAUGGCAUGCCACUGACAUAUCAGAUUGGCAUGCCGUUGCGGGACGAUUUGAAGAAUUACCAGACAGUUGUCGACAACUCGCCAGCUCACCACCUGAUCCAGCAUUGCAACUAAUCAAUCGAGACUGA